AGAUACAUUGACUGUCUUUUUUAAGGAAAAUAUUCCGUUUACAUUAAUUUACAAGACAUAUUUCUUGCUGUACAUGUACAUCUACUGACUUGCUGUAAGAAAACAAUUAGUCCUACUUGACAUUUUGUUGUUUUCACGUGAAGGUAUUUCAUGCAUCAGUACAAGCAUUGUACAAACUACAAGGGAAAUUUGUACAAUGGAGCUUGGUAUCCUAUAUGUCCAAGGGUAACUAUACAUUGUAAUUUGUUCUGAAUAGUAGCUUGCACUUGAGGAAUAUUAUUUUGGCAUUCAUUUUGGGGCACACAAAAUGCACUCAUCUUUACACUAGUGCUGCAGUUCUGCAGUGUUCAUUUUAUGUUGUUGUUGCUGUUCUGUUUUAUAUCUAUUUUUCUCUUUUCCCCUCUCUUUUGAACAGGAUGAUGGUGUACUCAUUGAAAGCAUGGAUGGGUGCUUUGGAUUGUGUAGAAAAAUGGAAGAAGGGCAUGAUUUAGGAACACCCAAACAUGGAACACUCCUAUUUGCAGACCAGGAUGAUGUUGACAAUUUUGUCAACAGUUAUGGCAAAGCUGGAGCAGACAUGGAACAGAACUGCAGUAAGUUCCAUGCUGGAGAGGUUCUUUCAGCUUUCAGAUCAAAAGGCAAAAACAAACUCUUUGACAAGAAAGGUGUCUUUGGAAUAUCAUACUCUGUUUAUGAGCUUAAGAGGCUUAGAAGUCUUAAUGAGAGCACCAGAAGCAGAGUAAUCAUCAUGUAUGACAUCGCUUGUCUAUUAGCACACCAUUUGAAGUGUUCAUCUCAGGAAAGCCUCUUGGAAGGUGUUGAUGUUGCCAUACCCAUAUUCCAUUGCUAUGGGCACAAGACAUCAUGUCAGAUCCAAUACAGUCCAAGAAGGAUCAAGGGAACUGGAUUGACAGAUGGUGAAGGGGUGGUAAGGUUAUGGUUCUUUUCUGCGUAGGUUUUCCUCUGUCACUAAAGAAAUGAGUGCUCACAAGAGGACAGAUGUUUUGACUGAUGGGCUUCUUCACUAUGCCCAACAUUUGUAUCACAAAUUUGGUGUUACUCUAAAUGCAAAGUUUGCUAGGGCAGAAACUCUUCUACAUGAUGUUGUGAUGAUGAUAUGAUACAACAGUGGCAAAAGGAUGAAGUGGAAGCGCUGAAACCAAAAGAACACGAAAUGAAUUGAGCUAUGUACAAGAUAAAGAUGAAGGGAAGGUAAAAGAUGUUGAAAAGAAAAUCGAACGAUGGCCAAGCAAUUGCCAUAAAGCUCGCAAAGCAGAUCGACAAAGUCGUGAAGUCCAUCCACAAAACUUGUCUGAAGUAAAUGGUAUCUUCCUAAUGAUGUACCCCAAAUUCUUUAUGACGAUGCCAAGGAUCCAAUGAGCAGCAUUUACUCUGAAGUCCAAGUGGAAGGGGACACCGUUCCUGCUCUUGUUAGGAGGCAGAUAAUUGACCUUUUCUGCUUACACAACAGGUGUCAGGAAGAGCUUGAGCUGUUGAAAGAGGAAAUUAAUCGCCUUGUCUCUUUUCUCCAAAACGAAAGCAGACUUAUAGACGAGUCAGUGGAAGCGCUUCUGCCUCUCACUGAUAACCCUCUUAAUGCAGGAAUGAUAACUUGCCUUAAAAAGAAACGGAUGAUUCACUGUAAUCACAUUUCCUCGCUGCUGCAUUUGUGGGGUGGUAUCUUGGAUUUCCCUAAACCUAUUGAUCAUGCUGAGGUAGCAAAAUCCUAUGCUCAUUUGAGUGGUAUCGACUAUCUUCCCGAUGACGAGAAAUCAGACGAAUCGAUGAUGGAGGAAGAUGUGGACGAUGAGGCCUUUGUGUUGGAACUAUCAUCAGACAGCGAAUUAUCUGAUGAUGAAUAAAGCUCAUUUUGUCUCUGGUGCUUGCCAAAUCCAUACA
Messenger RNA from Stylophora pistillata, 1899 nucleotides. RefSeq lists its product as uncharacterized. NCBI's taxonomy places the organism in Eukaryota, Metazoa, Cnidaria, Anthozoa, Scleractinia, Pocilloporidae. The record is from RefSeq and is a predicted model, not a curated record.